GUAUUGUUCCUAUGAUGAAGUGUCCAUCAUUAUACACACACACACUCUCUCUCCCUUAAAAAAAGCACAUAACUUUUCCUCCUAUACCAUCCAUUUUUCUCUUGUAUUUUGACCUAGCUUCCCCCACACAAAUACUAAAUAUUUUUUAUACCAUAUGGCAACACAUCAAAACCAGGGAAAAGAUCAAGAGAGGGAAUUGGAAUUCCUAAGUGACGACUCUGAAUCUGAAUUUGAGGUUCCAUUGCCUCUCACCGUCACUUCUCGGGCUUUGUAUAUGUUGGGAGAUAUAACUGCAGGGCCUGCGUUUAGGUUCACGCAAUGGCUCCAUUUGGUUCGUAAACGCACUUCCAAGUAUCGCUCUUCUGGUUUCCCUCAUAGUCCUUCAACCACCAUGCCUUCUAAUUCUAGCGUCCGAGACUCGAUUGAUGAUAAAAAAUGUGAUAUGCACCUUGAUCAAACAGAAAUUAGCUUGUGGGAGAGACUUGGGAAAGCUGCAAUGUUGGAUAUUGAAUCGAGCUCCUUUUCUUGGGAGAGUCUCUCUUCACUGCACCAUACUGAACACAGCAGUAGCAAUGAGCAUUCUGAGGAUGAAAUGAACAAGCCUCUUGAGGUAACCGUGAAUUCUGGAGGUGUUGUAUUUUUUGCCUUUUUCAAUGGUCAAGGGAGUGCUGAUGCUUUUCCGAGAGAGGAAGCAGCUGUUAUAAAAAUAUCAUCAUCAAGAAUGGCAACCCAAUCUGAACGCCUUGGAUAUGAACUUGCUAAGUGGCUAGGAAUCCAAACUCCGCAGGCUAGAGUCAUUCAUAAUACCAGUUCAGAAUGGCAACAAAUAAAGGAAGCUACAGAAAAAGCUAGAGAAGCGGCGGCAAAUUCUCAGUGUGAUGAAGUAGGUGAAGUGACGUGUUUUGAACUUUUGGAAGCUCUAGAGCUUAGCCGAUGUCUAUUUUUAAUGAGUUAUGUACAUGGUUCACCUUUGCUUGAGAACACUAGUGCAUUUGAGUCACGAGAAUCUGCAGAAAUAACAUCAGAAGCUCUUGGCAGGGUACUGAUGUUAGACCUAGUAAUUCGAAAUGAAGACAGGCUCCCUUGCCGUGAGCUUAGAUGGCGUGGGAAUUCUGCAAACUUGCUGUUGGCUGAAAAGAUGAUCUCUGCAAAUACAAAUACACUAGAAGCAGCUUUGGAUUCUGCAAUGAAUAUUUAUAGACCAAAGGUGGUUAGGGCACUUCAAAAAGAAAGAAGGUCGAGUUCAGUAGAUAGCAGAUUGGAUUCCCAUAAUCCUGGCUUAAUAAUAUCACAAGCCUCCGAUCUUUCAGAAGCAACAGCAUCGCCAAUAUCCGCGGACAUAAGUCUUAAAAGUGAAGCAUCAGAAGAAUCAAUAUCUUCUGACCUUAACAUUGUAGUCAUUGAUUCUGGUGUUCCUCGGCGACCCCCUAUUGGAAAACGUGCAAAUGAUCAGGUUAAUUAUCCUAAGUUAGUUGAAUUGCUAAUCAAUAGUUCUGAGUAUGCAUCAAACCUGUUGCAUGAUAUAACUGGAGGGAAAUUAGGAUGUCCUCUACCAGAAAACAUGGAUACAACUGAUAUACCUACAAGUCACAUGAGAUCAGUUCAUGCCUUUCGUACCGGUUUUCGAGGUGCACUUAGGGAUCUACAAGGAUUUCAUAUAUUCCUACUCACCCUACAUCAAAGACUUGAUACUUUGUUACGAUCAUUUAUGAAUAUUAUAAGCAAAAUAUCAUCAGGGGAGUCUGACAGAGAGGACUUGUUGGUUCCUGAUUCACCUUCCCUUUCACUGGCUAGUAGUGGUAGUUGUUGCUCUCCAUCAAGUAAAGAGAGGCAUGCCAAUGAUAACAAUCAAGAUUUCGCUGAUUCAGAAUCACAGAGAUCUACUUCAAGGUCACUGUCUUCAUGUAAUAGAGAUUGUAGUGACUCGACUUCUGGGUCCAAAGAAAAUUGGCAUGGGAAGUUCUCUAAAGGAAAUGGAGAGUCACAUCGUAAUCUCCGUUUGACAGCUAAGCUCCGUGAUUUUCAUAAAUUUGCCAAGGUUGAUGCUGAAUCUAGUAAAGAACUGGAACAGUGGAACGAAAUGCUUAAAAAUGAUGCCGUCAAACUAUGCCAGGAGAACAAUUUCAAUACAGGAUUCUUCGAGGGUAGUGAUAAUAACAGUGUUGUUGAUGCAUAUGAACUGAAGGUCCGACUUGAGCAUAUUCUAGAGAGAAUUGCAUUGAUAUCUGAUGCUGCAAGUACCGAGAAACCGUCUGCUGUUACAAGCUUUCUGUUCAUUGGUGGGGCACUGGCUGCAAGAUCUGUAUACACUCUGCAAUACUUAGGAAUUACACAUAUUUUGUGUUUGUGUACCAAUGAAAUUGGACAAUCCGAAACUCAAUUUCCUGAUGUAUUUGAAUACCAAAAUUUCUCUGUCUGUGACAGUGAAGAUUUUAACAUCACCACCGUAUUUGAUGAAGCAUGUGAUUUCAUAGAUUCUGUUGAACAAAAAGGUCAGAAAAUUUUAGUCCAUUGCUUUGAAGGGAAAAGCAGAAGUGUUACAUUGGUCCUUGCUUAUCUAAUGCUGAGGAAGAAGUAUACUUUAUCAAAAGCAUGGCAAACAAUGAAACAGGUUCACCGUCGAGCACAGCCAAAUGAUGGUUUCGCAAAGAUCUUACAAGUUUUGGAUCAGAAAUUACAUGGGAAGGUUUCAAUGGAGUGGCAACAGAGGAAACCGACAAUGAAAGUCUGUCCCAUCUGUGGGAAAAAUGCCGGGCUAAGCAGUAGCUCGCUAAAACUACACCUGCAGAAAUCACAUAGAAAGCUAUCAUCUGGUAGUGUAGAUAGUGCCAUGACAAUGGAGAUUCAAAAGGCAUUAACGGCUUUGAAGAUAAGCCGUAGCGGGAGUGUUAGCCCGACUCAAAGGUCGUCUCAUUCAAUAAUAGAUCAAUAGAAAACUACUUAUAGUUAAUUAUACAGAAGACUAUUGGGUCAAAAUGUGUGUCUUUAAUUAUCUUUCCUUAGAGUUUUUCAUCUGUGAAUUUUUGUAAGUAAAACAUAGUUUCAAAAGUAAAUAUAUCAUAUGGAUUUUGAUA
Vicia villosa (hairy vetch) is the source of this 3074-nucleotide messenger RNA. Its product is annotated as dual specificity protein phosphatase PHS1. Gene Ontology annotation, biological process: response to abscisic acid; cortical microtubule organization; protein dephosphorylation. The record is from RefSeq and is a predicted model, not a curated record. The transcript is spliced from 11 exons. NCBI's taxonomy places the organism in Eukaryota, Viridiplantae, Streptophyta, Magnoliopsida, Fabales, Fabaceae. Gene Ontology annotation, molecular function: protein tyrosine/serine/threonine phosphatase activity. Bases 155 to 2932 code for a protein of 925 amino acids.